Molecule: messenger RNA, 3235 nt
Organism: Pocillopora meandrina
Lineage: Eukaryota; Metazoa; Cnidaria; Anthozoa; Scleractinia; Pocilloporidae
Source: the annotation of a GenBank genome assembly
AUGGAGAGUAAAAUGCCACAACCUGCACAAGGUAAAAUUUUAUCAUAGAAAAAUGUCUUGGAACAUUCCUCUAUCUCUCAAUUUCUUUUCACCUUUUCUUUCUUUUGUCAAUAAGGAGCGAGUUCUUCGACUGCCAAUCCGCAGAGCACCACUAAUUCCAGCCAAAAUUCUCCUGGAAAAUACGCAGAGCUUUUAGCAGUGAUCGAAGAAUUAGGAAAAGAUAUUCGUCCUACCUAUGCUGGCAGUAAAAACGCCGCUGAACGUUUAAAGAAGGGUAAGACAAAAGCUACUUAAGAAAAUUUUUUCCUUGUUGGCAAUUACCCUUUGCAAAAUAUGAAAGAUUUCUCGUUUAUCUCCGUAAUCAAAACCUUAGAAAUUCCUCAAAUGUUUUUGGUGCAUUCGCAACUUCAUUUUCCACUAAUUGUUCUGCACAGCUGUUACGAGACUGUGUAAUCAGACAGUGGAAGCAGCCAACCAUACUAAGUCCACUCAGUUAAAUCCAGCAAUCACAGAAUUGAUUACAACAAUCAUAGCAACAACCACUUAUCCAUAGAAAAACUGGGGAAUUUACAAAGAGGAGGAAUUUUCAAAUUAAGACAUUGUCUCCACUGGGGAUAUUUGUUCUAGAUGUAUUUGUUUUUUCGGAAAUUGAAAUGAUUAUGAUUAAUUGGUAACAGGACUUCUUCUUGUCCAAUUCUGUCUGUAAUCAUAUUCAUGAUAAACAAAUCGGACUCCCACUUGGUGGUCAUCCAAUUUUGUUAAUCCCUUGUAUGAUUACAGACUAAAUUGAACUCCGCUUGGACCUAUAAACCACUAUUAAUCAAAACUAAAACAAAAUUCUUGAACAUGAUUGGUUACCACCAGCUCAAUUUGAGCACUAAUAGGACAUUGCACGCAUCAUGCUCAUAAUUGAUAAUGGUAAUAAAAUAGUUAAAGGGAAGAUUAGCACAAUCAGAACACAUCAUGCACAUGCACUGUUGUCUUUCGUUUCACUGAGUUAACUGUUGUUUAUUUAUUUGAAUGAAAAUGUAGAACGGAUGUCUAGUUUCCUUCCAAAUUUUGUCAUAAUUUUGAUUAAUUGGUAACAAGACUUUGUAGCUUUGCGUCAUCUAAUUCUAUCUGCAAUCAAACUCAUGAUUAACAAAUCAGACUCCUGCUUCACAGUCGUCUGAUUUUGUUUUUCACCUGUAUGAUUACAGACCAAAUUGGAUUCCACUUGGUUGCAUUACCAUUAUUAAUUAAGGAAGCUAUUACUGUACGUUUACUGAAACUGUAGGCAUUCAAACAACAGAAAGUUAUCAGUGGGUAUAACUGAAAUGAUAGAUUCCUACAGUUCUAAAUUUUGAGUAGGUAACCAUGCUAUUUCAACUUGUUCACUGAUGUUUAUUUGACUAUGAAUUUCAAACCCUUGACCCCCCCUCUCCCAAUGCAAGUUUUAGACUUCUUCAAGUUAUCUGUUCUCGUGAUUUCCCUAGGUAUUAUGCAUGCUAGGGUGUUGGUUAGGGAAUGCCUCGUGGAAACUGACAGAUGUGCAAGACAGUAACACCAAUGACCAGGUCAGCUCUUGUCAAGAAUAAAUGUCUGUUAUGAAGUAACAUUUCAAGAAAGCUGGAAGAUGUGGCCAUGGAAAGCUGUAACUGGAGAAGAAGUAUGAUGCAUCAAGCAAUUAGCAAAAUUCUCUGAUUCAAAAAUGCAUUUUUCAAUCUCUGAAGUCCAAACUUUUUCACCCUGGGAGCUAAAGAAAACUAUACAAUCAUGUAGAUGAUAUUUUGAUAGAGAAGUAUGCUCCAGAAAGCAUAUAACUUUCCUCUCUGCAAUGAAAAAUUGUAAAGAAAUUUUUCUCUUGCUGCUGUUUUUAUUCAUAUUUUUUAAUAAUAAGCUUAAACCUUUAUAAAAUUGUUGUGAAGGGUGUUAAAAGUUUGUCCAGGGAUGUCACCACUUUGAACUUUGUUCUGCAAACUGGCUGCUAACAUAUAAAGUAAUAAACCUUUACUUUGCAACAUGGAAUCAAUUUGAACAUGAGCUCAGGCUGAAUGAGGACAUAGAGGUGGAUAAUGAAGCAAGAACUGUUUGAGAAGCACAAGUUUUGGAUCCUGCCAUCUGAAUUGAAUUUUAAGACAUCAUUCAUAUGCAGCCAGGUUACUGAGCUGUUUUUAAAAUGGUGGCAUUGGAAGCUUAAUUGUUAGCACAUGAGAAAACUUUUUUUUAAAGGUCAGUGAUCUGAAAGAGGUCCUAAAAAGCAACGAGUAUUGAAUGGCAGAGAUGGAAAUUAUGAUAUCUGCAGCAAACCUCUCCUUUAACAUACAUUACUUAAAAGAAAAAAAAACAACAACAACAAGAAAUAAAAAAACAGUGAAGUGCUAUUGAAUAUCAGUAGAAGGACUAUGUAUAAUUAGAGCUGUGAGGUUCAAACCUAUUGUAUACUCAGUACAUGUAACUAAUAUUGAUAUAGUAUUUAUAAUUACAAUUGAUUUGCAAAUAAAAGUAAUCAAUCCAAUAUGAAGGACACCUUUAUUUAUUGCUAGAGAUGUACAUGUAUUAAUUGCCAGAAUUCAAUGGUGUGUUGAAUGGUUUGCUGCAAAUUUUAAACUAUAUGAUGUACCAGAGGAAGUUUUUCUGAUUUUCAUGGCAACAAUACACGUGAAAGUAUUCCUUUCAAAUGUUUAGCUAAUGUAGAUCAAGUAACAGAUGUAAUUUGAUGACUCAUUUCUGAUUAUGAAAUUGUUCAUUUCCUAACUCUCGCAAGAGAAAUACCAUGAAGUAACCAUAGAAUGAUUAUAAAACAACCUCCCCUAGCUUUGUUCUUUUGAGUUGACACACCUUAACCCUGUUACUCCCAAGAUCUCAAUGGUAAUUCUCCUUGCUGUCUGGCAUACCAUUCCUACAAUGACGGUUUUGUUGAUUUUGUAUCUCACCAACUAGUUAUCCCCAAUAGAUAUAACCAUUAUUCUCAUCACUUGUCUACUUGAUAUUGUAUUGAUAACAUUGUAUUGAUACUGUAAGGAGAAAUUCUGUCUUGGUCACACUCAUAGGAGGUUUUUUUGGAUGUAUGAGGAAAAAUGAUGUGAAGAUCAUGUAGUGUACAGUAGAACCUUUGAUUACACAUUGUUAUUGCUGUACAAAUGCAAUAAGUUGCAGCAAGUUUAAUUGUAGUGUUGCUGCACAUUUUCAACAGCACAUUUUUCACUCUUUGCCAUGCCAACCAGAAUUGUCAAAAUAAAACAUACCAUUUGCC